AAAACAUAUUCCAAAAUGGCCGAAUCCAGAGACCAAGUUCUCAUUGACUUUCAGGUAAACUUCUUGUAGUUAUUAGUUCAUCCUAAAUAUCAAACAUAUAUUUCAUUAUGUAAUCUCAACAAAAUCUAAUUAUAUAUUUCGAUUUUAGUUAUUGUUUUAAUUCUCUUCUCUUUCCAGUAUCUCUUCCCUUUUGCUCUUUGUCUACUUGUAUGAUUUUUAUGAAUCCAUUCAUAUUUUUCAAAUCAGCUGUUUCAUUAUUGACAUGAAAAAACACGCAACAAUAACAUUUAUAUUUUCAAGAUUGAAUUUGGUCUCAUUUUUGGAAAUAUUAUUAAGAAAGAAAAAGUUGAAGAGUUUUAUAUUAGGUUAAAUCGUACUUGAAUAAAAUUGUCAAAAAUUAUCUUAGUGAUUGUGAGUGAUUGUGUCAUUGUCAUUGUUGUUUGUUAUUAAUUUAUUAAUAAUUUAAGUGUCAUUAAUUUAAUUAAAAAUAAAACAUUAGAAAUAAGAUAAGAAAAGAUCAUUCUAUUGAUCCAAACAAAUGAAUAUAUUUUUUGAUUGCUUUGUACAUUUUCAGCCCAUAAAUAAAAUAAUUUGAACAGAAGACAUCUAUAGUCUAUAGUCAUAGUCUAUAUUAAAUUAAAUUAUUUCACCAGUGAAAAAAAAAGCCAUUAGUGAAUUUUCUUACUCUCAGCCAUAUCAAGGACUUAUUAGUUCUCAUUAAGAUUUGUGACUUCAGUGGGAGCACGCUGGUAAAUUCGUACAGAUUGGGGAACAAAAGAAUUUUUAUAUCUUUCAGUCCUCGCCCUGACGGAAAGAAUUCGUCCCAAACGGGCCGAUUGUAAGAAUCUGUGAUGAAGAGGGUGGGAUGUAUCAUCAAAAAUGUGUUUACUUUCACAAUAACAUCUUUCUUCAAAUAGUUCUUCAAGAAAAGGAUUUAUUUUGUGUUAUGUUCCUAGCUUUCUUGAUUAGUCGGUUUAUGGGGGGUUUAAUAUCAGACGUUGAAUUCCAACACCACAAGGUAAUACUGAAAUUAAGUAGGCUUCCAAUUGUUGCACUUUAGAAUAAGUUAAGAACUUUUUUGUUUACGCCGAAAUUGUAGAGUUUUUUGAGGUAGAACAGUCUUUGGUUGAAUUUCUUAUACAGCAUUUGGCCAUGCUCAUGCCAUGUUAGCUUAUUAUUAAUGGGGACAUCUAAGUACUUAUAUGCCUCCACUCUCUCUACAUUUGAUUUUUUAUGUUGAGAUCUGUAAUCUGGUCUUUCACCCACCUGAACAACCAUUUGCUUUGUUUUUAAGACAUUCAGCUGGAGAAAAUUUUCAUCGCACCAAUUGAUAACGCUUGUAACUAAGUUGCGGUAUUUAAGCCUUCUCCCUCAUAUAUUAAGAUAUGGUGGUAUCAUCAGCAAAUUUUAAGAUUUGAGUGGUGUUGCUUGAGCUCUGAAUAUCAUUGGUAUAUAUUGUAUACAGUACGGGGGAGAGAACGCAGCCUUGAGGCGCCCCGGUGCAUAUUUCUCUGGUUAGAGAGAAUUGGUCAUUUACCUUGACAUAUUGUGGGCAAUUUUUUUAAAAAUGUCAGUAUGCAAGCUUGAAUAUUUAGAUUUACACCUAACGAGGAAAGUUUCUUUAUCAUAAGGUGUGGUUUGAUAGUGUUAAAUGCGGAUGAGAAAUCUAAGAAUAGCACUCUGGCAUAUUUUUUUGGGGUGUCUAGGUGAUGGUUAAGUCUCUCCAACAAUAGUAAGAUAGCAUCCUCAGUGCUUCUGGCAGGUUUGUAAGCAAAUUGGUGGGGGGUCAGUUUUUUGCUGUACUUCAUUUAAAAUUUGUCUCAGAAUAAGUUUCUCAAAACAUUUCAUUCCAAUAGAGGUACAUGCAACAGGACGUAAGUCGUUGUUGCAACUUACCUUAUUUUUCUUUGGAAUUGGUAUGAUUUCUGAAGUUUUCCAAAUUGUUGAUAGUGUGUGAGUUAUGUAAGAUGUAUUGAAUUUGUAACCAAAAAUGUAGGAGAGCUGCUCUGAGCGUAGUUUAAUGAUUUGACCACUUAAUUUGUCUGGCCCCGAGGCCUUGGCUGCGUUCACUUGUUUAAAUAAUGAUAUCACUUCCUUUUUGGUGAACAAUAAAGUAUCAGUAUUGCCUUUUUAUUGAUACCAAGUUUAUUUUUUAUCUUAGUUAUGAAAAAAAGUUAUCACAUUUUUAAUGUCACAAUUUGGGCUUAUAUUAUAUAGAGCCUUACUUAAAAAUUACCAAGUGACAGGGUAGGGCGAGUUGAGAGCUUUGAACUGUGAUAGAACAAUUUCGGCUUCCCAGGGUUCAAAUGCGCAUACGCACAUCUCACCCUAUCCAUCAUUGGCCAACUUUUUUUUACCCGAGUCUGUAAAGUAAAGUUAAAUAGAACCCUCAAAUUUUCACAAUAGUUUAAUUAGGUAUUGGGCUUCCAUAAUAAGUUAUUUUGGUGUUAAUAUUGACAUAAAUGUAUUAAUGAGUUGUAUUUGAACAAUAGAGGGUAAUUAAAUUUAAUUUUAAAAAUUAGAUAUGUUCUUCACUCAAAAUAUCUUUCAAUUACUAAGAAAACCAAUCUUUGAAAAACUUAAAUGAGCUUGGAAAUAAGAGUAGAGUAAAUUGGCUGCUCUUUGUUCAGAUCUGAAGAGUCCAAUAUUAACUCUGUUAUCUUAGUCUAGUCAAAUUUCUUUAAGAGUUUUACAAGGGUAGCUUUACCUUAAAUAGGAUAUACCGGUUUAGCUCCACCAACUCUGUAAAUAAAAAUUCUGACAGUUCUUUAUUCACAUAAUGAUUGCAGCUGCCUUCUCUGUGAGUGUUAACGCAAACAAUUUUCAAACUUUUACAUCACUAUUUGCUAUUGUUUAUUCUCAUACAAAUCAAAAGUUGUUGCUAUAUUCUGUAUGGACAUUGUAUUUACUCUACAUACUGGACACUGAUGACAGCUUCAUGGUUAAUUGCUGACCAUUAACAACUAUAUGACCCUCAUUGACAUGGAAGCUUCAUUUUGUGAUAGCUGUUUUGAUAUUAGUUCUGUUUGAAGUUUUGCACUUUAAUAUGUUACGACCUUCUUCUUUGAAGGAUGUUCCAUGCUUAUCAAAUCUUAUAAGUGUUGUUUUGAUUUCUGGCUCCCUUGUCUUACUUCACUACAUAACACAGACAUGCUAGGUCCACACUUAAGUUUAGCAACCAAUCUUCAAUGAAAGUAUAACUGGCUUUAUUAUUACCGCAACUCACAGUUGACAAAACCUUCACAAAAUUUUUCACUACCCUUCCUCUUGUCCUCAGACAACUCUCAUCUCCACUGACUAACUAGCUUGCCCGUUCUCACUACAAUGAUCAGUCAGCAUACUGAUUAUAAAACUCCACAAAAUAACCUCGCGAACUGACCUUUCAUCACCCGACAAAUCACAACUCGCCCCCACAAAACCACUGACGAACUCAAGAUGAACAACUUUCAUAAUCAAACAUUCAUGCUCCCAAUUCCAGUUCAUAAUGUUAGCAUCCCAAGAAACUCGCAGUGACAUUCCUUUCAUUGAAUAAUAUUUCCCCUAUCUGCAAAUCAGAAAUGAAACCCAUCUCAUUGGCUAUUAUAGAUGAUGUAGAGGGUCCCGGUUUACUUGUAACUUUCCAUUGGCAGAGCUCUUUUGUAACAAAUUAAUUAUUGGUCCUGUUUUCUCAAUUGGAACUUGAUUGAAAAGGCAUAAAUACAUUUUCUAUUGUAUCACAUAAUUCCCAUUAAAAAUGGGCGGGGGGAACAAGUUUAGGAAAUCAAAAGUUUUAAGUACAAAUUAGCAUUGUCUAUCUUCCAGCACAGACACUUCAUUUCUUUGCUAUUAAAAUCAAGCAUUCUAAUAAAUUAUAAUUUUUUUUUAAAAGCAUUCUAAAUAUUUAUAAGUUCUGAUUUGAACAGAGCAAAAAAAAUUUUUUUUAUUACUGCAUUUUUUUAUUUAUGGGUUUAUAUAUUUUUAUCAACCUCUUAACUCCUCAUGUAAUUUUGAUUGCCAAUUCAAUAAAAAAAAAAGGUUUUGCAAAAAAAGGCUUUGAACAAAUCACUUGUAUUAAAAUAUAAUGUAAUUAUAAAAAUGUUAUGCCCACAAGAAAGUUAUUAACCUUAUUUUCUUUCCUUGAUAAUGAAGUAUAUUUUACCAUUUACUAUCAUUUCACAUUUUGGAAUAUACUUCACAUCACAAAAACAAAACAAGUUUUAUUAAAAUUAGAUGCAUUGUAUAUUUAGUGGGGGGGGGGGGUAUUAUUUCAGCAUAAAAUGCAUAGAGUCGCAAAACAUUUAAAUCUAGUAUCCACAUUAAGAAAGUUAUAAGAAUAAAGUGAAUGAACUUAAAUAAUUUGAUUAAAUUUGAAGGAGAAUGAUUGUUACAAGCCCUAAUUCUUUCACAAAAACAAAACAAGUUUUAUUAAAAUUAGAUGCAUUGUAUAUUUAGUGGGGGGGGGGGGGUAUUAUUUCAGCAUAAAAUGCAUAGAGUCGCAAAACAUUUAAAUCUAGUAUCCACAUUAAGAAAGUUAUCAGAAUCAAGUGAAUGAACUUAAAUAAUUUGAUUAAAUUUGAAGGAGAAUGAUUGUUACAAGCCCUAAUUCUUUUUACACAUUAUCAAAUAAUGUGAACAUUUGCUUUAAACAAAAUAUGAACAUAAUUUUUUUCUUGUGUUAAAUCUUUUGAUUUAAAAAUUGCACCCCACACACCCCUUUUUAUUCUUUAGGCUGUUACUGGUAUUGAUGACUUUGAUUUGUGCACAAAUAUACUGACUCAGCAUGACUGGAAUUUAGAGGUAAGCAAAAAGAAAAGUUGUUUAUUAUAUUGUUAAUGAGUAUUAAUGACUUUGUUGGUAUUUAUCAGGCUUUAUUUUUAUCUUUAUUUUACGGACUAAGCUACUGUAUUUUUAUUCUGGCAUCAAAAAAUUCCCUAAUAUUAACAUUUUUUUAAAAACUUGCUGUUAAAAUUAAGAAGCUUGGUGUCUUUAAAGUAAUUUCAUGUCAGUAUUAUUUAAAAUUAUGUUUGUACUUUUUCAUGCUUAUUUUUAAUCUUGUACAUUCUUGCUCAUAGCGUGCAGUUAACAGCAUCAUGGGCUUUGGCCCAUCUGAUGGUGGUGGGUUUCCACCUGAUGAGAUAGGGCCCUCCCCUGCUGAAGGAAAUAUUGAUGAUUCAACAGCAUCUUUAAAUUCCAUGGGGCUUGGAUCAGAACGUUUGGAGGGACUUGGAAUACAUCUGCGACCAUCUGAUCAUGGUGCCUCUGAUAUGGCAUCAGGACCUUCCUAUAGCUCAUCACCACUUAACUUUUUGGGGCGCAUGAUUCACUUCACUGUUGAAUAUAGAGACAAGAACAUUCCAGUUGUAUUAGCUGAUACAGAAACUGUUGGUAUGCAAGUAUUGUUUAGUUUGAAGCAUUAAAAAAAAAUGUAUUUCCUUGUUCUCUAUAGGACACUGCAACUGCUUGAAGAAGCAGGGGUUUUUGCCCUUUUUCAUCUUUUUUGCCUAGAAACAGUAUCUCUAAAAGUACAAACAGAGGUGGCGAUAGACUCAGUCGGCUUUUUUUUUUUUUUUUUUUUUACCAAAGUAGUGUCUGUCACCAGGCCUGCAUCUAGGUUUUUUUACCAAAGUAGUGUCAGUCACCAGGCCUGCAUCUAGGAUGGGGAGACAACCAUGGCACUCGUCAGGGGCCCGAGCUAGAUAGGGGCCCACCGUUUUUCGAGUUUUAAAAUAUACAUGCAUGUUUGAAACACAAAAGGGCCUCGGACUCUGUCAGCUGCCUGGGGCCCAGAAUUUCCUAGGUGCGGGCUUGCAGUCACUUCAGUUUUGCACUUUAUUAUUAGUAAACUGAAUCUUCCAGUCAUUGGUGUAAUAAAUUAAAAGUUUGUUUAGAGGAUAAUAGUUGUGUGUGGAAAUGAUAUUUAACAUCAAUAUUGCGUAAAAGAUUUUCAAAGAAUUAAUUUUAUUAAUGAAGUACAUGAGACGAUUCGAAGUUGAAAACUAAAAAUUUAACGUUAAAUGUUAAAUUCUUCAUAAAUGCUUCAUAAAUUAAAUUUUGUCAUUAUCAAAGCAAUAAAGAAACUUAAUCUGCAAUUAUAUAGUUUAUUCUAGUUUCAUUUUUAGUUUCAUUGCAACAAUGUCAGUAUGCUUUCAAAUUCUAAGUUGCUACCAUAACCAGUACUCAAAAUUUCAAAUACGCCUAACAUGCACAAAAAGCAUACUUUUGGGAAGGACUAGCAUUUAGAUUUACAAUGACACCAAGAUUACCUUUCUAUCACGUAUAGAAUAAAAGUUAUGGAUAUUUUUAUCAACUUUUUUAGGCCUAAAACCAUAAUCUUUUUUUAAAAUUAGUUUUUAACUUUCUUAUUUUUAAAGGUGUAGCAAUCAAAUUAUAUAGAGAACAAAGCAGUUUUUUUACAAAAUAAAACACAUAAAAAGUGAAUUAAUUAUAUAUUUUUCCUUUAAUUGUCAAUGAUACUUUUCAAAAUAAAAAUAAAAUAGCAUAACUAUUCAAUUAAUUAAGCUAUUGAAAUACAAUUUUCCAUACUAACAGUUAGUGUCCAGCUGAAAUUUAGUCAUUUAUUAAUUAUGUUUUCCCAUUAAAAUAGUUAACCUUCUCAUUUUAAAAAAAUUGUUGAAAAGCUACUGAAGCCGACAUAUUGGUACAUUUAAAUACUUAAUUUAAAACUAAAAAGCUGUAGCAAUAAAAUUUUCUAAAGUAACAGAUAUUGCUCCGCUGAAAAUAAUUAACCUCAUAUUUUAAAAAAAAUUGAAGAAAAGGUAUUGCAGGCUGACAUCUUGGUACCUUGAAAUAGUUCAUUUUGAAACUAUAAAGUCGUUUUAAGAACAAGUUUGAUGAAAAGCUACUGCGGACAACAUAUUGGUACAUUUAAAUACUUAAUUUUUAAACUAAUAAAGUUAUUGUAAAAAAUUUUACACAGUAACAGAUAGUGCCCAGCUAAGAGUUAAGAAAUAUUAUUAUUAUUUAUUCCACUCGCUAGGUCUCAAAUGCUUAUAAAUUUGUUUUUUCGCCAUGUUCAUAGCCAACUUUGUAAUUCUUUCUACUUCCCGUAAAGAACAAUAAUUCUGGGUGACAAUGGAAGUAGUAACCCCAGUUGCAGUGCCCUAUAAAUAGGGACAAUGAAUGCAAAAAAAAACGUUCAUUUUAUAAAUUGUAUAAAUAUUUUAAAAUAUUUAUAAUUGUAAAAAUACUUUCACCAUAAACUUAUUGUUUUCAGGUCGUAUCAAAGAAAUUCUUGAAACAGAAUUAGGCGUGCCUAGAGAUAAACAGGAAUUGAGAGGAUUAGUGAAGCGCAAAGUGGAUGACUCGGUACUAGCUAAUUUUUGAAAAAUAUUUUUUGUUUACUUUGUCAUGUGUAUAGAACAUUAGUAUAAAAUUAAACAAAGAAAAAAACACAAAUAAAUCCAAUGUUGUUGAAGCUUUUCAAAAUCUGUUUGUUUUUCUAUAAUAUGUCUAUUUCAGACUAUUUUAAGAGACUUAAACUUGCCCAAAGAAAGAAACCUUUACUUGCUGACACCUCAAAUAACAAAUCCAACUGUAAAUAAGACACAGUCUCAAGAAGGAGAAGGGUAAGAUUUUUUUGCUUGAUCCAUUGGCAUCCAUAUAUAAUUAUUACUGCAUUUCAGAAACCAACUUUCAAUCAACGUUAAAUUUAUAUCUAAAACUGUACAAGUUUUGUUUAUGUAUGGACUCUCACUUAUUUGUCAUUAAUAGUUGCUUUCACUGCACUAUCAAAUUUUGCUAUUCCUGACACUAGACUUAUUUUUUACAUCAAUGUUAAUGAUUCUGUAUUUUUUAAAUUACAAUUACCAAAUAAACUAAUUUUGAAAAAAAAAUGUAUAAGAUACUUUAAUCAGACUGUUUAUUUUCAGUACAUCACAGGGCUUGGAAGGUGAAAGAGAAUAUACACUAAAAAUUACAUUCAAGCAUGAUUCUAAAUACAGGAACUUCAGCUUAAAAUUCGAUUGUAAUAAAACUAUCAGAGAAGUAAGAAAAUUCAAUAAUUUUUCAUUUUCCCAUAAAAAUUACCCAUACAUAUUUUAUAAAAAAGAUUCUGAAAUAUUACCUACACAACCUGGUAUCAAAUUUAAUUAACAUACUCUCUUUGUUUCUUUUAAAAAUAUUUAUAUUUUUAAUUCCAUUACUGUUUGUUUUAGAUUAAAUUAGAAAACAAUUUGAAUUCUUGUUCAGAUUAGAAUGUAACUUUUAUUGAUAUUUUGAAAGUCUAACUACUAGCUUUAAUAAAACUAUGUAUCAACAAAUAAAUAAAAAGAUUUAUAUAAACUUUCUGUUUAAUGUUUAUAAAAAAAAUUGCAUAAUUAUUAUCUACAUAGAGCAGCAUUGUUGUUAAGCGUGCUCAAAAUGGAAACUAUGCUGCCUUAUUUUAUUGCACGAUUUGAAAUUUAGUUUCAUAUAUUUACAUAAUUGGUAUAGUAAAUGUCGAGCUAAUAUGAUGAAUUUAAAAGUUACUUGACACUGUGAUGUGAAUCGAAUUUCAGACUAAAAAGCAUUCCCUUAACCCGAGAUAUAAGUAUUUGAAUGUAAUUCCCAAACGAAACAUAAGGAUAUAAAUGCAUACAUACUUACAUCACCCAUCAGUGUUUGAAGUUUAUAGAAAGUUGGUAAAAAUAGUUUUCAUCCAAGACAAUGUCACCAAACUUUUGUCUUUUUAUUCUUUCUGUUUGAGUAAUUUUAUGUUCAUAUCUCUAUUAUAUGUGAUCAUUCAAACAUCUUUAAUUUUUAUAUCUCUUACUCUUAAAAAUAUAUAUUAAUCUUAUUUUGAAAGGUGAAGCAAAACUUGUUCACAUUGACAGAUGUACCAGUGAGACACCAGGUUUGGACUGGUUGGACAAAGCCAGUCUCAGAUCAGGUAAACAACUGAUUUAAAUGCAGUUGCUGAUUUUUAUAUGCUUAUUAAUGCAACAGAUGAUAGGUAGCAGUUAAUGUCUGUGUAAAAAGCAUCUAUCAAAGAGGUGUUUUAAUUUAACUCAGCAUUUAUCCAUAGAAAUAUUUUAACACAUUCCUUCAUAAUUCCCCCCAACCAACAUCCUCCAAAUUUCAAACAUGCACCUGGCCACAGACAACCUUUUGCAGUAGUAUGCCUUUUAAAAAUGUUUUUGCAUAUGUAGCGUUGUUAAAAAAUUAUGAUUUCUUAAUUUCAUUAUCAUUUGAAACUUAAUAAUAAAAUCAAUUGAUCACUUUUAAUUUUUAAAGAGAGAGAGAGAGGUUUUAUGUCAAAAGCAGUUUAUGCAGGAGUGGGUUAAGAGUCAAUGAUCUCCAAAGACUAAGUUUACUAAAGGACAAGAUAAAAGACAAGUAAAGAUUAAUGUGACAUAGUAUUUAGGUAACAAAACAUAUAUUUAUCUUUAAGGGUGAAAGUGGAUCCCUGAAAGUCUUUGUUUAUCUUUUAAUAUUUCAGGAGUAGAAAUAUGACUCACGUGAUAUAGAAAUCAUUGUUCUAUGAUUUUUAUCUUUAUUUCAAUUGAUAGGAUAAACUUUUCAAUUGUGGUCUUCAUUAUCCAUCACAUGACUUGGAAGUCACCAGAUCAGAUAUCUCACAUACCUCAAAGCCCCAAGAUGCAGAUGUGAGUGCUUUUAGCAUUUCUAUCGAAAUUAAGUCAAUUUUUUCAUGGAAUUACUUUUUUAGUAUGCUUAUUGAAGGUGUCUUUGUAUUGUGAGCUCCCCAUUUUCUCAUUUCAAUUUAUUCUGAGGCAAUGAUUCCAUAAACAUUGCUGGAUUAGUAUCAAAAGUGGGAUAAAUAAUAUUUUAUUUUGUGAAAGCUGAUCUACUUCUCAAAAGCCUUGAUUGAAGAAAAAAAACUGAUUAUAUUUUCAUUAAUAAUCAAAAUUUCAGGAGUUUAAACAUCUUUUAAAACAAUUAGUUAAAUUUCAUAGGAAAUGGAAGUUGACACUGAUGAGGAAGAUGACAAUGCGUUGGAACAUUAUUCAUUAGAUGAUGACCUCUUCUCACAAGAUGAGUUGAACUCAUCUCGAAGACUUCAGCAGCUCAGUAAGUGUGACUUGUGUUAAUGCGUUUUACAUUUGAAACUACUUCACUGGAGCUUAUACACCAUUGGCGUGAUUCCACCCUUGGAACUAAUCUAUGUGACUUGUAAUUUAGAAUCAUUCAUAUAUUUAACCCCUGAGCGGUCAGUUUAGAAUUUCCCUGAAAAAGAAUAUAAGUUUAUAACAAUUCUUAAAAUAUUCAGGCAAUACUUUAUUCAGUACUUAGAAAAGUUGCAGACCCCUACCGUAUGUCUCCAUUGCUUAUGUUGAAAUUGUUUCUGAACCAUAACUCAGUUUAUUCACGCACCAUUUAACUUGAUAUAUUGAAUUAGUCUUGAUCAUUUCAAAAUAUAAACAUGAGGAUUCUUGUCCAGUAUAAAACAAAUCAAAGUAAUUUAAUUACAUUCUAGUGCCUGAUGGCAUUGACAAUGAUAAGACAGCACUGGAACACUUCACCAAAGAAUUUGCCAAUAGGUAAGAAUCUGAUUUUGUUUUUUAAUUCACCAUUGAAUAUGGUUCUUUUAAGAAAAGAAGAAAAAAGUUAGCUACCCUGGCACACUGUUAAUAAUAAUAUGUAUUAUUUAAUUGCAUCAAUCAAACUGUCAACUUAUCUCUCUCCUUGCCUUAUAAUCGUCAUUCAAGUUGCUCAACCCUUACCAAAUCUCACAUUGCAAAAAAAUUUAUAUUAUCAACUCAAACAAGUAUUUCAUCAUUCUUAUUUUGUUAUUGUUUUUUUUUUAAUUGUUCAAAUGGACAGUACAGUAGGGUGCUAUUGAAAUGAGGGAGGGGGCUGGUCUUACAUGUCGUGUAUAAAAAGUUUGUAUGCGAUCGCAAAAUAUAUACACAGAUUUUUUAUAACAAAUAUUUGUGGAUGAUGAUGCUAGAAACUGUUUUAUAAUUUUGAAAGAAUAUAAACAAAAGAAAAAGACAUAUCUAAUUAAGAGAAGGAAGAUUUUUUCAACUAAAAUAUGAUAAUUUAUAUCAUUCUCAUCAUGUGAAAGAAAACUUUUAGCAUAAUUUUAUUUACAAAAGUUAGAACCAAAUAUGCAUAAACAUUUUUAUUUUGUUUAAAAAAAACUUUUUAGUGAAGGUGUUUAAAGAAGAUUUUCAACGCAUUUAUGCAACUACAUUUUUUUGUUUUGUUUUCAGAUAUGGAGAAUGCCACCCUCAUUUCUUCAUCGGUAGUCUUGAUGAUGCCAUUCAAGAAUCUCUGGUUGUUAAAGCUACAGAUGUGAGAAUUUUAUAUGUGAACAAAUAAUCUCAAAAAAGUUUUCUCUGCAUAUUUUCAGUUAAAAUUAACCAACUAUGCUAUCAGAAACUUAACAUUACCAACAGUUUUCUAAGACCUGUUGUUUUUUUUUUUCUAGCGCAAACUUUUAGCAGUGUACCUUCAUCAUGACAGCAGCAUUUUUGCCAAUGUAUUUUGUUCUCAAUUAUUGUGUGCUGAAGGCAUUGUGAAUUACCUCAGUGUGCAUUUUGUGACUUGGGCCUGGGACUUGACAUCUACAGAAAAUUCUAAAAGGUAUACUGGAUAUUAAUCAAUAAAACAGCUCAGUUACAUCAAAAACAUUCUUUUCAACAAAAGCUGAAAUGUUCUGGAUUAAAAUACAGUUUCUUUAGGGAACAUUUAAAAAAGUAAUUCAAAUUCCAAACAAGUAUGUUCAUAUUACUGAAAAUAGUUUUAAAAACAUACAUUAGGUCUAAAACUGGACCGAAUCAUAUAAUAUUCCAUCUGUGAAAUGAAAUAUCUCAAUAAUUCUAAUAAGUGUCUCAAUUUUGGCAUCAGAGCCGUUCUUAUAGUUUGGGGGCCCUAAGCAUAGAGCGUAGGUUGGAGCCCCGGAAGGGGGGCGGGUCUGGGGUUGGAGCUCCCUCGAGCUGAGGAGAAAACACCACCCACCGCUGCGGCACCUCCAUUCUGCCUUCAUCAAUUUUUCUUCUUUCCCAUUCCCACGGCCAAGCCCCCCGAUUGCCUGUCUGCCACCCCCAAAGCUCCCCCCCUGCUGCUUCCCUCCCCUGCCUCCGAAUUCAACUCAGAAUGAUAAAUUUCAGGAUGAGGAAAGUAAAUUGAGUGACACAGACGGCUGUAGUGCCAGUUAAAAAAAAAACAGGGUUCGAGGGCGCCUCACGAGGGCCCCCUCACGUUCGGCCCCUCACGUUCGAGGCCCUAUGCGGAUGCGUAGUCAGCGUAUGCUUAAGACCGGGCCUGUUGGCAUUCCAAAAGAUAAUGGACUAAGGGAUACACCUUUAUUGAAAAUACUCUAUGCUGAAAUAAAAUAAUUUAAAUAGAGGCUUAUGGUUUUAUUGUUAAAAAAAUUAAUAAUAAGAUUAUUACUUUUGUUCAUCAUCUUUUCAAAAGAAGGGUGGUUCUUUAAUUCAGGCUCUUGAAAAUACUAAACCUGUGUGGAUCCAAUUAUGAAACUGUGAAUAUUAAUAAAUUCAUUGAAAUUAUUUUUUACUGACAAACCAUUGUUUAUUGUAGAUGCUAUAAAAAUUAUGCAGGAAAUAAAUCCUUCUUGCUGUUGAUUUAAAAAAUGUCUCUGUGACAUUUAAAUUUUCAUUUGUCAGAUUUGUUCAAGCUGCCACUCGCCACUUUGGCAGUGUAGCGGCAACACAGAUGAGGAGUUACAGUGCGGAUCAACUGCCUUCUCUCCUGCUUAUAUCAAGAGCUAAAGCCACAAACGAGGUCAUUGAUGUAAUUCAAGGUUUGUUCCAGUCAGUUAUUAAUUUUAUUGAUUUGCAAUUCUUCCCAUUUGAAUCAUUUUAAUUAUCUUAGUUGCUGUUAUUGAUUUUUACUUUGUAUAAUUAUGGUUUUGUUAAUAAUCUGUACUACUUUCAAUUGAAGGGAAAUAUAAUUUUUAAAAGGGUUCUUGUCAUAUUUUAAAAAUGCCUGUAUUUUAAUUUAUUUUUAAAGAUAACCUAAUGAGUGUAGAGCUUAAUAAACUUGAGCUUUAAAUACAGUUUUAGAACAUGUAAGUCAAGGUAAAAAAAAAAAUUUUUUUUAAUUCCGAAAAGUUGUAUACAAACAUGAACAACAAAAACUUAUUUAACUGUGAAUGAAACAAAUGAACACAAUGCUAGCAGUUUUUUUCUUGAAUUAUAUAUAGUUUAACUGUGAGAGAUAUAUUACAGAUCAUGUCUCAGAGCACAGAACUGACAUUGUAAGGGAUGACUACUAGUACCUUAACUGAAAAAAGCUGACAAAUCUUAAGUGUCUGCAGUUGUUAAAAUAAACAAAUGAUUUCUUGUAUCAACAGGUCAUGUGACUCUAGAUGAAAUGAUGACACGUCUUAUCCAUGCCGUAGAAGUAUUUCAGGAACAGAAACAGGCAGACAUCAAUGAAGAGGUUAGUCGCAUAUAAGUGGCUGGAAACCAAAUAAUAGUAUGCACCCAAGGAAAGAAAUUAGCAUUGAAACAAAUUGGAGCUGACUUUUUUUUUGUGGGGAUUAAAGACUUUGGAAAGCCAUUUUCACUCCUCAAAUAUAAAUUCUAUCACUGCUGUGCUAAAUUUGAUCAUAAUUUUUAAAGUUUGCAUAUUUAUAUCUAAAUAGUAAUUUUUGAAUAUAACUUUUUGCUUAGCAAUUUAUCUAUGCUGUUUGUAAUUAUCUGGUUUACUUUGUCCUCUUAUAGAAAGAAAGAGAAGCUAGAGAAAGAAUUAAGCAAGAGCAAGAUGCGGCUUAUCAAGAGUCAUUAGCAGCAGAUAGGAAAAAGGUAGGAAUAUGUAUUAUGUAUGUUUUCAGAAGAAUUGGAAGUGCACAUGAACUUAAUAAUUAUUUAGUUUUAAUUUUAACAUUAUAUAGUUCUAAUAUAAUGCUGAAUAGAGUUUAAAUUGCUUACACUAUAUAUUUUGAUUAUAUCACAUCAUUUUUGAUUAAUUUAUUUUAAUUGUAAUUAAAACGGAAAGAACUUAAUCUUAUGUUAAAGAAAUUCUUCGUGCCAUACGGUUAUGUAAAUUCUACAGAAUUUUAUAUUUAAAAAGAGGCUAUAUUAGUGAAUUAUAUCAUUAAUUUUAUUUUUUCACAGUGCAAGAUGAUUUGCAUUUAAUAAUCUCUGUUGACAGGCUGAAGCCCAGAAAGUUGAAGAUGACAAACGCAGAGAAGAACAAGAACGACAGAUUGAAGAACAGAAAAAGUAUGAAAAUCAAAAGAAGGAAGCAGAACUGAUAAAACAGGUUGGUCAUGUCACAUUGUGUUAUUAAUGGGGUGAUGCAUUAAGAUCAAUUUUCAAAUUUUUAGAAGAAUUUAUUUGAAAACUACCAAACAAAUUCAAGGUAUGUUGUUAAGUCACAUGUUAUUCAAACCCAUCAUCCGUUUUUACCUGCUUUACAUGGCAAGUGGUAAUUACAGUAAAUUAUUCUGUGAACUGCUUUUUGGCCAACCAGGAAGGAUGUGAGACAUGGUAUUUUCUUUUUAUACAUUAGUGCAGUGAUUAGGAACCCGUAAGGAAUAGAUGCAACUCUGUUUUUACAAUUGUAAUCUAAAUGCCAUGGAUCUCCCAAAAUAUUUUAUAAACAGAUAUCAUUUAUACAAAUGGCUUCUCAAAAAGUUUGCAGAACCAUGCAUUAGUGAAUCAGAUGAAAAUAUAACAGGUCAAGGAGCUGGAGGUCAGAUACUUGGAACUGAUUUUUAGUGCACUUGUUGAUUAAAACAUGAUAGUUUUGUUUAGAAACUUCAAAUAAAUCUUCAGACCAUUAAAAAGUGUUCAAAAGCAUAUAUCAAAAGGAAAUAAGAAAUUAUAAUACAGUGGAACCUCUCAUAACGAGUAAUUCCCAUAACGAGCAAAAAAAAAUUUGAAGAAGUUGCUCCCUUAACGAGCGAAGUUACGCAGAAAGGGGAAGUCCCUUUUUCCCUCACUUCUGCUUGGAAAAAACUUUGGCCAGAGAGUGUUGUUAAAUGUGAUUUUGAAACAGUACCUGUGGAGUCUACAGUUAACGAGAUUGUGUCAUUCUCGAGGUGGACAACAACGAUAUUGAAGAGCUUGUCAAAGAGCACAGUCAAGAGUUGACCACCAAAGAGCUUAUGGAGUUCCAUCGUUUUUCACAGCAAGAAAUUAUGGAGGAGAGCUCAUUAAUGGAGGAGGAAGUAGCAGAGCAACAAUCUUCUAGCGCAAUAAGAGAAAUGCUAAAAGCAUGGGAAACUGUUGCAUCGUACAUUGAGAAGCAUCACUCUAAUUAGGAGGUGGCUAUUCGUGCAACAAAUUUAUUCAAUGAUAAUGCUGUGACACAUUUUCGUCAAAUUUUGAAGCGUCGGCAAAAACAAAUUUCUUUAGACAGUUUUCUAGUUAAAAACGAUUAAUUAUCUGUCAUAAAUUCAUAUUUUUAUUUACAUUUUUUGUUUCAAAUCUAAAUUGUAUUCCAAGUUGUUACACUCCUUAACAAUUCAUAAAUAAUUUAAUUUGAAUAAAUGCUAAUAAAAUUUGUUGAAAAUUUAGUAUUUUUUCAGCAUGGAACGCAUUAUCGUAUUUUACAUCGAUUUGUAUGUGGAAAAUUGUUUCGUUUGACGAGUGUUUCGCUUAACGAGUAAGAUUCUGGAACGAAUUAUGCUCGUUAUGAGAGGUUCCACUGUACUUAAAUUUAUUUUAAUACAGAAAAUCAAAUUUAUCAUCUUUUUGUUUUUGUUGCUUAAAAUAGUAAUGUGAGUUUAAAUCUUAAGUGAAUGUCAACUACAUUUCGCCGCCUGCAAUUGUUUUUUUGUGUGUGUUAUUUUACUUUUCUAACAGGCCAUAAGUAAAUCCAUUGCCAAUACAGUUCCUGAUGAACCUCCUGAGAGCAGCUUGAGUCGUGUUUGCUCUUUAAGAUUUAGAGUUCCUCACGGCCAAAUACUCACUAGGAGAUUUUUAGCAGAAAACAAUCUCGGGGAUCUCCUUAAUUUCCUCACAUCAAUGGGCUUUCAUAAAGAGGAUUACAAAGUUAUUACAACAUUUCCACGUCGAGAUGUAAGUACUUCUUUAAAAUUAUUUUUAUUGGCCUACCGUGGCUCUCUUUUUAGUUUCUACUUCUAACAUGGUCUGUGUAAUUGAUGAAUUAUUUUAUAUUAAAUUGAUUUAUGAUCUAAAGCAGGGGUCACCAAACGUUUUUCACGGCGGGGCGGACACAGAAAAAAAUUACGAGCGCGGGCCAGAUAAUCAUUCUGCACAAUACUUGCUAGCCAGAACCAAAGCUCUGGGGAAAAAAGACGAAAAACAUAAGUUUAGUAUUCCAUGUUAAUCAUGGGUGAGUGGCGUGCUAUGCAAAAAAAGCAAACGCAACCAACAUAUUUAUUUACUAAAAAGGUUAGCAAAGAAGGCGACGUUAGCAAAAAGAUAGUUACAUCAGACCUAGUGCGCACAUAUUCGAAUCUCGCAAACUAAACAGCAAAACAGGUUGGUGAGAUUUGUGAUACUAACAUUUGGCUUUCAAGAUAUCAUCAAUGUUUGGUUUGGAAUUGCUGCAUCCAAUCAAAAGAAUUUUUUUCAAAUGCUCAUCAAUCUUUCUCGUUCGAUGUGUUUAUUUCACCUGCUUUAUUUUUGAAAAGGUUUGCUCACAGACAUAAGUUGUUCCAUGUAUGCUGCAAACGGAUGCCAACUCUUCCUUUCUAUGAAAUUGGAAGUUUUUAAAUGAUGUCAAUAUUUGUUAAUUAAUUGUUAUAUAAAUACAUCUUGAUCUUUAUUCCCUGUAUAUUGGCCAGUAAAAUAUAAAUGUGAAGAAUUAAUGUUUAUUACUUUGAAUUGGACUAUCCUGAAUUCAGAGAUUAUUCUUUGCAUUUAUGCUAUACAAAUUUAGAGUUGUCUCACAUGUCAGGGAAUCAUAAAUACAAAAUACCAAACAUUUUAUUUCUCCAGCUUUCUAGUAUGGAUACAUCCUACAGCCUAGAGACAUUAAAAUUGUACCCACAAGAAACAUUAAUACUUGAAGAACGGUAGGCCAGUGAGAUUAUUUGCUACAUUUUGGGAAGAAUGGUGCUCUUUAUCAAUUUGUAUGUACAAGUGUGCAAGAGAUUAUCAACAGUUCAAGCAGAACAAAAAGACAUCAAGUUGAAAUAAAUUUUCAGUAAAAAAAAAUUUGUUUGAGAUCUUCACAAGUACCACUAUUUAUUAACAUGGAAUUUCUUUAGAAAAUUUGAUGCGCGCAAUUCAAAUAUAGUUGAGACAGAUUUUAUUUUCUAAUAAUUAACAAAAAUAUUUGCGUUAAACAAAAUUGGGCAUUAUUUAAAAAUGCAAUAGAAAAAAUGUUCAUUAGAAAAACCUAACUUACGUUUGAUUCUCAGUUUCAUUACAUUGUUUGGGGCAUAAAAGACAUUUUUUAAAGCUUUUUUUUUUAUUGGCCAGCUAUAAUUGUCAAUGAGGUGGCAAAAUAUUAUCCUCUGUCAUAAUAUUGGGAUUCUCAUUGGUUAACUGAACUAUUGCCUGCAUGAUGUGAUUGCAUUGUUAUAAAACACAUUGUUUAGGCUGGCUAAUGGUUCAAUACUGAAAUGAAGUCUCAUGAAAUACAAAAUCUCUUACUUCUUUUUUUCUAUGGAAAAAAUUUGUAAGGUCAAGGCUGAUGAUUAACUUUAGUUCUUCAGGUCUUGUUUUGGCAUUGGACAAUAUAUAAAAGUAGUUAAAGAAGUAAGUGUAACAAAUAAAUCAUAACAAGUUUUAAAAAACUGAAUAUAUUUCAGAAUUUAGUUAUUAAUCAAAGCAUAUAAAUAUUCAUACAUGAUAUUUAUAUGUUAAUUUUUAUGCACUUAAUUUUGAUCAUCAGCUUCCUUGGGGAAAUUUUAAAAAAUUUUUGCCCUAAAAAUUAAACAAGCGAAGGCUGCUCUUGCUUGGAUAGAUGGUUUGUAAGCUAAUGCUCAAAAACUCCUCCACAUAGUCAGCAUUAGUUUACUUGCUUCAAAUUUUGUUGUAGCUAAAACUUAGUUAAUUAAUAGAGAUGGUUGAGUAUUCUUUAUGUCUAACAGCUGUGAAAAGCAAUUUACCCAUUGAAAAUAAAGAAAACUUAAUUAUAUUUUUAAUAUUAAUGAAAUAUAUAUGUAUUUCAUUUUUGAUAGAACUUAGUGGCCACGGAUGAAGCUAAAUUUUUGUGUGAAUAUCUCAGUCAUGUACAGUUGGUUUUUAUUAUAUUUAUGCCUACUCUCACUCUCCUCUUUUAAUCUCUUAAUUCCCACAUGAGUGAGAUUACUCUUAGACUGCCAUAAAUGGAAACUGGCUUUUCCCUUUUUGUUAAGAAUUAUCAUUGAUGCCAGAUUUUCAGCAAAGCAAUUUUUAUAAUUUUUCUAGAUAUUUAAAAAAAAACUUGUUCCUUUUGAGAAAAAAAAAGCUAUGUCUCAGGACAUAAUUUGUGUAAAAUUUUAAGCACGGUACAUGAUUCAUACCGGGUAUUUAAGUAUGUAUAUCCAUGAGGGAUAAUACUUUGUCAAAACGUUUAUUACUACACAUUACAGCCAAAAAAAUGUGACUGGUAAGAAUAUUAAAAAAGCUGUAGUUUCAUUUUAUUUAUUUAAAUCCAACAUUGUGACAACUGCCUGCCCUCAGGUCACAUGAUGUACUAAUUGACUAAAGCUUGAAUUAACACUGUGAUAAGUGUUCAUAUCAUCAACAAAAUGUCAGAUUAAAUUUUUAAAAAGCUUUGAAUUAACAUAAACUUUAGUUUGAUUUUGAAAAUGAAAUAAAAGUGUACAAAAUUGUGUAAACAUUCCUUUGUUGUUUGUAUUUAAUUAUUUUAAAUUCAAGCUAUGCA
Lymnaea stagnalis (great pond snail) is the source of this 18696-nucleotide messenger RNA. Lineage: Eukaryota; Metazoa; Mollusca; Gastropoda; Lymnaeidae. The record is from the annotation of a GenBank genome assembly.